CUCUUCAACACCAGAAGGUGCUAAUGUCAAAAAUGCGGUAAUUGUAAACAUGUUGAUCUCACUGAUCUUCCUUGACAACCAAGUAGACACGUGUUUUCAAGUUUGAAUUAUAUUUUUGUAUCCACUAUGGCAUCAAACGAAAUGGAAGUAGAUGAGGAAAAUGAGGAGAAACCAAAGAAUUUCCACGAAUUAGAAUUAGACGAUAGAAUCUUGAAGGCUGUUGCAAAAUUAGGUUGGUUAGAACCUACACUAAUACAGGAAAAAGCCAUACCAUUGAUGUUGGAAGGAAAAGAUGUUUUAAUUCGAGCGCGCACAGGAUCUGGCAAAACAGCUGCAUUUGCUAUACCAUUGAUUCAAAAGAUUUUAUUAAAUAAAAGAGCACAGAAGAAGCAGGACAUUAAGGGGCUUAUCAUAGCACCCAGCAAAGAACUAUGCAAACAGACACACGAUGUAAUCAUAAGUUUGACAAUAAAAUGUAGUAGAGAAGUAAAUGUUGUUGAUGUCAGUCCACAAGUAGAUCUCAUUGCACAGAAACCUUUGUUAAAUCAAAAGCCUGAUAUCAUUAUUGGUACUCCAGGCAGAUUGUUACAGCAUUUGAAAGCAAGUAACAUGAAAUUAAAACACUCUCUUGAAACAUUGAUAAUUGAUGAAGCUGAUCUGGUAUUUUCAUUUGGAUAUGAGGACGAAAUAAGGAGCCUCCUGAGUUACUUGCCAACAGUAUACCAAGCAGCCUUGGCUUCUGCAACAUUGUCAGAAGAUGUUUUAGCACUUAAAAAAUUGGUACUCCAUAGGCCAGUAACUUUAAAAUUGGAAGAGCCACCAUUAGCUCCAUUGUCUCAAUUGUCACAUUAUAGUCUUGCUGCAGAAGAAAAUGAUAAAGCUGCAAUUUUAUAUGCUUUGUUGAAAUUGAAUUUAGUUAGAGGUAAAACAAUUAUAUUCGUGAAUACAGUAGAUAGAUGUUACAAACUAAAAUUAUUCUUGGAACAGUUUGGUAUACCUACUUGUGUUUUAAAUUCCGAAUUACCGGCUCUCUCGCGAUGUAGAGCAGUCACACAGUUUAAUAGCGGAACUUAUGACAUUAUAAUAGCAUCAGAUGAAAAAUCUUUGGAAGAACCUCAUAUAGUCAAAGUUAAGAAAGGAAAACGGAGAAAAGAUAAAGAAUCAGGUGUGGCGCGUGGUAUAGAUUUUCAGUUCGUGUCCAAUGUAAUUAAUUUCGAUUUUCCUCCGGACGUGAAUUCUUACAUUCACAGGGCUGGUCGUACUGCGAGAGGAAAAAAUCAGGGAACGGCAUUGAGUUUCGUAUCGAUAAGAGAAAGGCCCCUUCUUGAACAGGUUGAAACAGAAUUGAAACAUUGUUACAAUCGUGAUACAUUAUUUAAAACGUAUCAGUUCAAACUGGAAGAAGUAGAAGGUUUUAGGUAUCGAGCGAAGGACGCGUGGAAGGCGGUAACGCGAAUAGCAGUCCGCGAAGCUCGUUUAAAAGAAAUAAAACAGGAGGUAUUGAAUUGUGAGAAAUUGAAAAGUUAUUUUGAGGAUAAUCCGAGAGAUUUACAGUCACUGAGACAAGACAAAGCAUUACAUACUGUAAAGUUACAACCGCACUUGAAAGAUGUGCCUGAAUAUAUAGUACCACCUACUCUAAAACGGCUUGUAGGCGUCGGUAGAGGAAAAAGAAAAUUUAAUAGGGACUCUACGGCAUUUAAAUCUACCGCUACGCAAUUAAAAUAUAAAGCACGUGCAUCAAAUCCUCUAAUGAGUUUACAAGUAUAAAAAGAAUAAAAACAAAACGUCUUUUUUUUUGCUAAUUUCUUUAUUUUGUGUCAUUGCUUAUUAUAAAUAACAGUCUGGUAAAAUGUUUAACUUCAUAAGCUUUGAUACAUUUAAAUUGUACAAAAUUGUAUAUGAAAAAUAAUAUCCUAUUCAAAUGAGUUUUUAACAUGUAAUAUCUGGUUAUUAUAAUGGUUACGAUUCUAUGACUCCUCGGUAGUCCGUUUAGGUUUGUACUUUUUUCUAAUACCAUCAUUAUAACCUUCCCUAUUUCUGGCAAGUUCAAUGGCAUAAAAUUGUAUUCUAGUUGUAAGUAUACUGUUCUCUUCAGAAUAAUCUCCUUCACAGUCUGCUCUCAACAGUGUACCAAAGCUAUGAUCUUCUACAACUCCUUUGAACUGUUCACAAAAUGGUCUCCAUUUCAUCUUUCCCUCUGAUGACUUUAAUUCAUCCUCAUUUAUUUUAUCCACUUUGAGGUCAGGGAAAACUUCCCUAAAGGUUUUGUAGAUCUGAUCAUCGUUGGGGGUAAGUUUCAAAAACUUGGGAUCAACUGAACAUAAAAUCUAAAAUACAAAUAACUUUAGUAUUUAAAUCUUUCAUCAUACAGGAUUAAAUAAGCUGUCUGAAAAUUGUAUUACAUUGAAAUAAACUGUAGCAUGUUCUAUGGUUUUUAUUGCCCACAUGGCUUCCACUGAAGGCUAAGAAAUAUGUAACAAUUAUAAUUAUUUAUGCACAUUCAUUUAUUCAUUUAUUGUUUAUUCAUAACUUACAUCAUUGUCAAAUUCUUCUGCUGGUCUAGACAGUAGACUGGAACCAGCUAUCAACUGAUCUGCAGUCUUGAAAAUUAGAACAAAUUAGUUUUGGAUUCAGGUAUACGUUUGUUAAAAUAAAUUAGUAAAGUUCAUUACGUUCUUGUUACGAAAAGAAUAACAGGUUAAGAAUUACUUUCACACUACAAAAUGGUAUAAAAUCUGUAAAAAUGUAUUGUACUUACAACAUCCCCGAUGCGUGCCAUCUUUUACUGUUUAAAAAAUAAUGUGAUGCAACAGAAUUAUCAAAUGUUUAGAAAAAUAUUUAGAAAUAUCUUAAACUAAGAUUCGACCAUGUAAUACACAUGUCACGCCGCUAAAAACACGUGCGACGCAACAAAGUAAAGUGACAAUGAAAAGAAAGAACCAAACACUAUAAGCACAGUUGCUAUAAGUUGCUACAGCUGGUAUUCCAAUACUAUUGAAUACUAUAUGACAGAAUAAAUGUCUCGAUCUUAUUUUUGGAUAAAAUAACAUUAAAAAAA
Messenger RNA from Osmia lignaria (orchard mason bee), 3061 nucleotides. RefSeq names its product putative ATP-dependent RNA helicase DDX56 (gene Hlc). Gene Ontology annotation, cellular component: cytosol. The record is from RefSeq and is a predicted model, not a curated record. NCBI's taxonomy places the organism in Eukaryota, Metazoa, Arthropoda, Insecta, Hymenoptera, Megachilidae. Gene Ontology annotation, molecular function: nucleic acid binding; ATP binding; RNA helicase activity.